CCCCGGCGACGGGCCAGCGGGGCUCUUGGAGUCGGGUGGCUUCUUCUGGAAGAAAGCGGCUUCCGAUAGGUUACCGCUCCGGCUGACACCUGCCCUCAGUCAUCGCCAGAGCCCGCUAGUUGCCCGCUGUCGGGCGGCAGGAGACCCCUCGACAUGGGAACGCUCCCUGAGGCGUCGGCGCGAGCGGGGGACGGCGUUCCCUGCCGCUCCCGGAAGCUUCCUCAGACGGGGGAGACGUGUCGCUGUGGUGUCGCCGGCGCUACCAUGGCGGAGCUGAGCAGGCUGGAACAGCUGGAGCGGCGUGUGCGGGAGCUGGAGGAGGAGCUGGCCCGGGAGAAGGGCGGGCGGCGGGCGCCGCGGGCUCGUAUCGAGAGCAUGAGCCCGGAGGUGACGGACUCCAACCCGUACAGUCGCUUGAUGGCGUUAAAAAGAAUGGGAAUUGUCAAAGAUUAUGAGAAAAUCCGUACCUUUACAGUUGCAGUAGUAGGUGUAGGUGGAGUUGGCAGUGUGACUGCUGAAAUGUUGACAAGGUGUGGCAUUGGUAAGCUGCUUCUGUUUGAUUAUGACAAAGUGGAAUUGGCAAACAUGAACAGACUCUUCUUCCAACCUCAUCAAGCUGGAUUAAGCAAAGUGCAAGCAGCAGAGCAUACUUUGAGGAAUAUUAAUCCUGAUGUUCAAUUUGAAGUACAUAACUACAACAUCACAACACUGGAUAACUUUGAACACUUCAUGGAUAGAAUAAGUAAUGGUGCACUAGAGGAAGGGAAGCCUGUCGAUCUUGUUCUAAGCUGCGUGGACAACUUUGAAGCUCGCAUGGCAAUUAACACGGCCUGCAAUGAACUUGGACAAAUCUGGAUGGAAUCUGGAGUGAGUGAAAAUGCGGUGUCAGGACAUGUACAGCUGAUCAUACCUGGUGAAUCUGCUUGUUUUGCGUGUGCUCCUCCACUUGUAGUUGCUGAAAAUAUUGAUGAGAAAACAUUAAAACGAGAAGGAGUUUGUGCAGCUAGUCUUCCUACAACUAUGGGUGUUGUGGCAGGAAUUCUUGUACAAAAUGUUCUGAAAUAUCUGUUAAAUUUUGGUACUGUGAGUUAUUAUCUUGGUUACAAUGCAAUGCAGGAUUUCUUUCCAACUAUGGCUAUGAAGCCAAACCCACAAUGUAGUGACCAAAAUUGCAGAAAACAGCAGGAAAAUUAUAAGAAAAAAGAAGCUGCACAACCAAAACAAGUAGUAAUUGAACAGGAAGAAGAAGUAGUACACGAAGACAAUGACUGGGGCAUCGAGUUAGUAUCAGAAAUUUCAGAGGAUGAGCUGAAGGCUGCAUCUGGCCCAGUCCCUGAGCUUCCUGAAGGAAUUACUGUAGCAUAUACUAUCCCAAACAAGGAAGAGAAUUUGAUAACUGAGGAAACAGUAGCUGACGGUGAAGAAAGCCUAGAAGAACUCAUGGCCAAAAUGAGAAACAUGUAGCAAAACAAAUAUUAAGUACAACUUUGGGGAGUUUGGAUUGACGUUGGAUUUUGAGAAGACCAGACUUUUUUUUUUUUUUUUUAAACCUCCACUGAAGCUUAUCUUUACAUUUCUGAUGAAAUGGAACUGUUACAGGGGCAGAAAGGAAACAGACUUACCUUGUUUAUGUUCUGUUGUCUAUUCACGUCUUUAACAUAUGGAGUUGUGCUACUGUAAAGCUUAAUUUCUCAGCAUUGCCAGUGUCCAGACGUUCAGUAGGAAAUAAAAGGAGAUGGAUAAACUAACAAAAGCAGGCAUAGCACAUUAUAUGCAACAUCAUGUGAUAAGAACAGGACAUAGUAUAGGACAAGUGAAAGAUAAAUCUGCUGGAGUGGACCGAGUAGGUCAAGGGCCAGUGAUAGUGCCUCACUCAUUGCUGCUCUUGAUCUUCCAGCACUUAUCUCUGUAAAUUCUUGGUAUGGAUUGUGCUGUGGUUACUUUUUCUGAGUAAACAGAAUAUUUCAGCCUUUUCAUCCGCCUUAAAUAUCUCUGGGAUGGAAUUUUUUUUUAAACUUCCCUAGUUUUAUCAGUGUUUUACUACUGCUUGUUCUUGAAUAGCUCUCUAUAUGUUUUGUACGUGGUAAUGCUCUGAGUAUUCUGCAACAAGGCGAAGUCUUUAGUUAGUAGAUAAUUAUACUAGCAAACUGGAUAUUACCAUGCCACUAUUUCAGGUGGCAGAUGCUUUUCAUGACCAAAUCUGUAGGCAUUACCAGCAGCAUUGGAAAGAACAGAUUUUGUUGGUUGUUAAAAGUUUAGCUGUAAUUCUGAUCCAUCCCUAUUAUAUGGGCUACAUUAAGGAAUAUACUUGAUUGAGUUUGCAUAUGAAAGCUGCUAAAAUUAGAUGCUCUAAACUUUGUUUAGUGUUGCAAAUCUCUUCAGUGGAGUAGCUGAGCUACCGUAUUUGUCUUGUAAAUAAUGUUAGUACAGUCAUCUUACCUUUUAAAUUAUCAUAUUUUAAGCUGACCUGUAAAUGUACACACUCUGUAGUGUCAGUACCCUGCAGAAUGGGAAGUACCAAUUUCAAAUAUUUUAACUCCUCUGGGUGUUUGAUCCAGAACUUGAUCAUUAUUUAGAUUUGGCUUAGAAGAAUGUAAAUUUCAGCCUUUCCAGUACAACACAAAUAUUUUCAUCUUAGGGUGGUAAAAAACCCCACAGAACCAGCUCAUAAUGGUAGACAAUAUCCAACCAACACGUAAAAAGCAAGUAGUAUUGUAGAGGUGCUUGUGUUUCUUAGGGCAGCUGAAUGAACACUUAGUUUUAAAAUGUUUCAUUUCUAAGCAACAGUUACAAACUUCAAAAUCUGUUUCCUCCACAGCUGACACUAGAUAAUUUACGUAAAAAUAAUCUCUGAAGCUAGCGAGGGAGGCUUUGAGUAUGGUGCAUUAGAUUGUAAAAUGGAAGAGGGGUUUUUUUGGAUUGAGUUGUUUUGGAGAAACCAGAUUUUAGAAAUGAACUGUAGAGAGGGAUGGGAAAUAGAACAAAGGGAUCAUUAGAAAGGUACAUUCUUGAAUCUGUGUCACUAAGUCUACGUUAGCUUGAUUUAAGUGUCACUUUAAGUGUUACUUACUUUUUUUUUAUUUAGUUUUACCUUUCUGUUGGGAACAAUGAAAAUGUUCCACACCCAGUGGAACACAGCCACCUCUGGAGAUUCUGAGGCAAAUGGUGGACUCAUUUCUACAACAGCUCAGUUAAUCUUGACUCUUAACUAUCUGGCCGACAUGGCUGCUAUCACAUGAUUGACAGCUUUAGAAGAGGCAACUGUUUACCAUUUUACUUCAUGUAGUUUUAUGAGCAAAUUAAUACACUUUUCUAUGCCCGCUUACAGAGUAUGCAAAAUGGUUCUCAUGUUACUUUCAGACUUUCAACUUGUAUAUACAAGAAUUUUAAAUAAUUAGAGAACACUUUGAGAAGAGUUUAUGUGCCAAUGGUUAAAAUUAUUGAAAACUAAACAGCAUCAAACAAAGCAGUUUUAAGGGUAUUUGUUACAUUAAAAAAAGACAUUUACAAGUAUAAUUUAUUCCCAACUAUAAAACCUAAUGGAAAAUUUAUUACUUCUUUUGUUAUGAACUAACAAGUUAAAGCAUAUUGCAAUGGUUUAGUCCAGCUUUAUUUGGCAAUCUUAUAAAAGAAGCUUUCAGUUUUUACAGUGUAUCAUGAAUGUUAUUGAGAUGUUGAUAUUCUGACUGUAUGAUUAAAUCUCCAUUGAAACUGCCGGC
Messenger RNA from Grus americana (Whooping crane), 3719 nucleotides. It is a transcript of the gene UBA5, whose product is annotated as ubiquitin like modifier activating enzyme 5. The record is from RefSeq and is a predicted model, not a curated record. NCBI's taxonomy places the organism in Eukaryota, Metazoa, Chordata, Aves, Gruiformes, Gruidae. The transcript has 12 exons. Gene Ontology annotation, molecular function: UFM1 activating enzyme activity. Bases 154 to 1464 code for a protein of 436 amino acids. Gene Ontology annotation, cellular component: cytoplasm; cytosol. Gene Ontology annotation, biological process: protein ufmylation.